CGUCAUAAAGAAAUACAACAACAAUGCUUGGAAGCUAAUUGUGUCAGCAGGGGGUUGAUAUUUGUUCAUUAAUGUUUUGUAGAUGUCUUCAGUCUUUAGAGAAUAUCACACCAUUGAAACACUAUUACAACAUUAUUAUGAUGUUGUAUUAUAUUUAGAUUUCCAAUCAUGUUUUGCAGAAUAUUCAGUAUGGUUCAGAAUUCCUCAACUAAAAAUCCCAUGGUAAAUAGGUGUAGGCUAGUUGUGUUGAUCUGCAAAAUGAACCCACUAAAAUCCAUUUUGUUUUUGUUUGUUUUUCAGACCGCGGGGCCAACCACAGAACCAUGGAGCCUACCUAUACUGUGAUGUCACUGGAUAACUCUACAUCAACUGUGAUGCCCAUGGCGAUCUCCACCGGCAACACCACUGUGAGCAUAGAGCCGUACAUGCACCGCCUGGCCCAUUUAGACGAGGGUCUCUACAACGACUUCUACGGCCUGUGGAUCUGCCUGGUGGUGGUCAACACACUCAUCUUCAUGAUGGGAAUGGUCCUCAACACCCUGGCCCUGUACGUGUUCUGCUUCCGCACCAAGCCCAAGACCACCUCAGUCAUCUACACCAUCAAUCUGGCUGUCACAGACCUACUGGUGAACCUCUCCCUGCCCACACGUAUCAUCCUCUACUACAGUGGGGGAAAGUGCCUCAACUGCUCCUACGUGCAUAUAUUCAGCUACUUUGUCAACAUGUACUGCAGCAUCCUCUUCCUCACCAGUAUAUGCGUGGACAGAUACCUGGCCAUAGUACAGGCUGAGGCCUCUAGGAAGUGGAGGAACCCUAACGUGGCAAAGGGGGUGUGCACUUUCAUCUGGCUCUUCGCUAUCGUGGUCACCUACUCCUUCCUCACCACGGCGUUCCGACACGCGGGCUGCUGCGUCUCCAAGCUCUUCGCCCUGACCAUCUUCGAGUUCUUCCUCCCCUUGGUCGUCAUCGUGGUGUUCACCGUGCGCAUCAUGUGUGCCCUGUCCAACUCCAGUCUGAUGCAGCAGAGCAGAGAGCGGCGCGUGCGAGCCGUGCAGCUCCUCACUACUGUCCUGGUCAUCUUCACCAUCUGCUUCACCCCGUUCCACGUCAGGCAGGUAAUGGUGUACUUCUACCCCGACAUGCCCCACCAUGUCAUUGUCUACCACGUCACCGUCACCCUCAGCAGCCUGAACAGCUGCAUGGACCCCAUCGUCUACUGCUUCGUCACCAACAACUUCCAGUCCACCAUGAGGAGUUUCUUCCGCAAGGCGGAGGCGGAGCUGGAGCAGACCAGCGGGAACAUCAUCAGCAUGCAGAAUAGCUCCAAGGGCUCGGGGACUGUCACGGCUAUCGCUCACAGUGUGAUGAUGAACGUCCUGUCCUCCUCCUCUCCCCAGCAAGGGAACCACAUAGUGUGAGACUGAGAAAGGGAUGGGAAGACUGAGAGAGGAAUGGGAUGUUCAGUGUUCAGAGAGAGAUGGAUUUAC
Coregonus clupeaformis (lake whitefish) is the source of this 1487-nucleotide messenger RNA. Its product is annotated as G-protein coupled receptor 20-like. The transcript has a single exon. Gene Ontology annotation, molecular function: G protein-coupled receptor activity. Gene Ontology annotation, cellular component: membrane. Gene Ontology annotation, biological process: positive regulation of Rho protein signal transduction; phospholipase C-activating G protein-coupled receptor signaling pathway. The record is from RefSeq and is a predicted model, not a curated record. NCBI's taxonomy places the organism in Eukaryota, Metazoa, Chordata, Actinopteri, Salmoniformes, Salmonidae. The coding region runs from base 324 to 1418 and encodes 364 amino acids.